Oncorhynchus mykiss (rainbow trout) is the source of this 1597-nucleotide messenger RNA. Its product is annotated as synaptotagmin-13. The record is from RefSeq and is a predicted model, not a curated record. NCBI's taxonomy places the organism in Eukaryota, Metazoa, Chordata, Actinopteri, Salmoniformes, Salmonidae. Gene Ontology annotation, biological process: synaptic vesicle endocytosis; calcium ion-regulated exocytosis of neurotransmitter. Gene Ontology annotation, molecular function: clathrin binding; calcium-dependent phospholipid binding; SNARE binding. Gene Ontology annotation, cellular component: plasma membrane; exocytic vesicle; axon.
ACUGCCUCUCUCUUGCGCCAUUCUCUUCUGCAGACAGGAACAUUCUCCCUCUGUCUCUGGAUGAGGGAACUGCAGAUUGAAAGUGCUUGCAACCAACUGCUGGUACCCGAAUGAAGUGUAGCCUGUCUCCUGAAAAAGCAUCCUAUUUUUGUGGGACAUUUGCUGCAGACUAACCAAUCAGCAUCUUUAUUUGUAAUGCUGCCUGAAGAGUAACUUGGACAUUUUUAGUUUCCUUCCUUCUUCCUUUUUAUUUUUUCCUGUGUUGCCCUUCUUGACCAGCAUGAUUUUCACCACAGCUGCUAUCCUUGGAGCUACGCUGGGCACUGCGUCAGGCAUCCUCACUCUCUGUGGGCUCUCACUGAUCUGCAGGUCCUGUAAGAAAGGCAAGUCGGAAAGUGGUGAAGAUGCAGACCCAGAGAAGGCUAAACCCAGUGUUCUGCACUCCUCAGAGAAGUUCAGUGUGGAAAAAUCCACAGAGCCCAUCCAACCAAGGACAUUGUUGAAAUUUCCUAAAAUAUACAAGCCCAAACCAUCUGUGACCUCAUCUGAGGUCAUCAGCUACCCUGAUCAUGCCUCAGAGAAGGGGGGCGAGCCCUCUCCCGAGGGACCCUCGACUGAGCCUGAUGCUGGUAACCAAGCAACUGACAGCUCUGACACAUUCACGAUCCUCAGACAAGACUCAAAGGACAAAACCCCCUGUGCAAGGGCUCUAACCAAUGGGAUGACAACAAGCAGCUCCAUCCUCCACCCUAAGCUGCAUUUCUCUCUCACCUAUUAUACAGACCAGAACGAGCUACACAUCACUGUGAUAGAAGCGGAGCAUUUGAGUGUGGGGUCAGGCUGUGAGGGCUAUGUGGCCGGAGUCCUGACCUUAGCAGCAGGACAGAGGGAGGCCCAGACUUCGUUGCGACGCCUGACCAGCCACACCCGCUGGGAGGAAGGCCUGGUGUUCUCCCUACCAGGGGGGUAUGAGGUGGAGGGCGAAGUGGCUCUCUCCCUUCACAGUUGUGACCACUUCUCCCAGAACACCAACCUGGGCGUCAUGAGGUUCAAGCUGGUUGAUGUGGGCAUGAUGUCCAACGCAGACUGCUGGGUCGACCUACAACCACCAAAACAGGAUGUCCAGGCAGCUGGAGAGCUCCUGCUGUCUAUAAGUUACCUGCCUGCAGCCAACCGGCUGGGAGUAGUGGUGAUGAAGGCUCGAGGACUACAGUCAGACAAGCUGAAGAACUCCAUAGACCUGUCUGUGAAACUGGCCCUGAAGCACCAGACUACCAAGCUGAGGAGGAAGAAGAAGCAGACGCGACGGGUCAAGCACAAGAUGAACCCAGUGUGGAAUGAGAUGAUGAUGCUGGAGGUUCCCCGCGAGCUGCUGUCUAAAUCCAGUCUGGACUUGGAGGUGUUGAACCAGGCAGGUCCUAGUGAGCAGGAGUCCCUGGGCCACUGUCAGCUGGGUUUACAGGCCUCUAACACUGGCCUCCAACACUGGCAGCAAAUGCUAGACAACCCCCGUAAGCAGAUCGCCAUGUGGCACCCGCUGUUUGACUAAGAUAACCACCUGUCCGCUUUGCCCUUCCAAAUACCCAAAUGGGGGGGG